AUGUCUAGUCUAUUGUCCCCGUGGACAUUGAUCAUCUCCCUUCUAACUGCAAUUGUCAGCGUUUCCUAUUAUACCCGCAGCCCAUCCGCUUCCGAGGUUGGAUCACCUCAUUGUGCAAGCUGGAAUACCUGGUACAACCCAUUUGAAUAUCCGUCAAAUAGGAGCCGAACGGUAUGGCAAGGCAAUGACUGGAAUCUACUCUAUCAUUUAGGUGGCAAUGGACCAUGGGUAGAGAAGAUCGACGGGCCUGGUGCUCGGGGUGUCGACCCUCCAAACGGGUGUGCCAUAGAGCAAGUGCAUAUGAUGUCUCGUCAUGGGGAGAGAUAUCCAACCAAGUCCGCUGGAAGUCGACAUCUCGCACUUUUGAGUCGUAUAAAAGAGGCAAAUAUAGUCCUAAAUGGGUCACUAUCGUUUCUGAACGACUGGUCAUACUUUACCGAUGAACCGCAGGAAGAUUUUGAUCAACUGGUCAGAACUGGUCCAUAUGCUGGCACGCUCCAGGCAUUCACAACAGGUGUCCGAUUUUCGACUCGGUACGGGCAUCUACUACAACGCCAUAGAAUGACAAGACUUUGGGCAAGCGACUGUGACCGUGUCAUCGAAUCAGCCCAGCACUUUGCGUCAGGGUUGUUCGGUCUAAAUUGGGAAAAGAAUGGGAAAGCUGCACUGGAGAUCAUUCCUGAAACGUUCGAUCGACGAGCCAACACUCUCACUCCGGGUGAUACGUGCUUAAAAUAUAUCGAAGACCCUGCGAAAGGCCAUGAUAACGGUGCCAACAUGCUUGCUCUGUUCCAGGGCGCGUACAUCCCAACUGUUGCCAAUCGACUGAUCAACGAUGAGCAAAAUUCGGCGCUUGGAUACCUCACUAACCUAGAAGUCUACGCUAUGCAAGAAAUGUGCGGGUUCGAGACGCUUGCUCGGGGGUCGAGUCCUUGGUGCGAUGUAUUUACUCGUGAAGAUUGGGAGAAUUUCGAAUAUGCUCGUGACUUGAUACAUUACUACCGUGCCGGUCCGGGUAAUCCCUAUGCUGGUGUAAUGGGUUGGCUCUGGCUUAAUGCUACGACUGCUCUUCUACGAUCUGGGCCGCAAGCUGGCACGAUGUUCUUCAGUUUUGUCCAUGAUGGUGAUAUAGCACCCUUCAUCACAGCAUUAGAUAUCUUGAAAGAUACGAAAUACGAUCCAUCCCUGCCUACUACGCAUAGAGUGGCUGACCGCGUCUGGCGUACUUCAUCCGUAAUGCCAAUGGGCGGACGGAUCGUGCUAGAGCGGUUGGCUUGCCCGGCCUCGUCGGUGGAGGAACCUAAGGGUAGGGAAGCCUUCCUUCGGAUAAACAUGAAUGACAAGAUUGUGCCAUUGCCAUAUUGUCAGUCUGGGCCUGGGCUGUCCUGCCCGUUGGAGGAGUUUGUCGGCCAUGUAGAUCGACGGAGAUCGGAAGUAGGGGAGUUUGGGGACGUGUGCGGAUUGAAAGGCGAUGUUGGGUACAUUAAUUUCUUACGACAUGAGUAG
Messenger RNA from Aspergillus alliaceus, 1506 nucleotides. RefSeq names its product histidine phosphatase family protein. NCBI's taxonomy places the organism in Eukaryota, Fungi, Ascomycota, Eurotiomycetes, Eurotiales, Aspergillaceae. The record is from RefSeq and is a predicted model, not a curated record. Gene Ontology annotation, molecular function: acid phosphatase activity. The coding region runs from base 1 to 1506 and encodes 501 amino acids. Gene Ontology annotation, cellular component: fungal-type cell wall. The transcript is spliced from 4 exons.